This is a messenger RNA of Hymenoscyphus albidus, 1527 nucleotides long. NCBI's taxonomy places the organism in Eukaryota, Fungi, Ascomycota, Leotiomycetes, Helotiales, Helotiaceae. The record is from the annotation of a GenBank genome assembly.
AUGAGCGAACCAUAUUCAUUCAUGAACGAUCUCACUGCAGCUGAGGACUGGACGGAGUUUUGGCAGCUGGACCAUGAUUGGUGAGUCUAAAAAAAAAAGACGUACUCACCAAAAAAGGGCCGCGGUAAUCUCAACGAAUCAUUCUACUUGCCAUUCACACUCGAAUCUUUUGGAGAAUCGCUUUGAGCACCCUCCCCACCCAGAAUCUGCUGUGGAUCUGAUUCAAGCUCAUAACAAAGAGCUUUCUGACACAAUUGUGCUUUCACCAGCGUAAGUAAUCCUAAAACUGUUCCUCGGGUCAAGUUGAAAUAACUUGGAUAGAUUUGCGUUGAUAUACUUGCCAAAUGAAUGUGCAUCGUGCGACAGCUCCCUAGACAAAAGCGAGCAGGACCUGAACUUCGUCAAUCCAACAUUAUAUUGCAGCCGUAAUCAAGAGCACAGCUACCUAACAAUCGCCUGUCAAGUCUCAGGAUGUCUUGAGAAAUUUUCUCAUCUCCAAGAUCUUAAGAAGCACUACUCGAGCACCAGACAUAGCAGUCUGAAUUGUAGUAUUACUGGAUGUAAUGCAGCUCUUUCAGCUUCAUUACCCAACAUAGCGAAACAUUUAAAAGAACAUCAUCCAAACAGCAGCCAAUACACCUGCGCAAAGUGUGAGCGCGGCUUUAAGAACGAUCAAGAUCUAUCGAAUCAUUGUCGAACGACUGACCAUGCAGGUUCAGUGUGUCAAUUCCCCCAAUGUGAUACAGAAUGAAUUGAAUUCAAGGAUCUCAGGAGGCAUCAGUUGAUCCAUAAGAAAAGAAAAUUAACCUUCCCUUGUACACACUGUCCAACGUAAGAUUUCCUACCUAAAUCCUUCACAAAAUUAGACCUCUUCCGUGUGGGAUACAACCAGAAAGCUGAUUUUUUCACGCAGGUAUCGUGGCUCAAAUGGGUUCAAGCGCAAGGACCAUCUUAUUCAGCACAUGCGCAACUAUCAUCGUAUGGAGGAUUAUGCAUCUGUCAGGGGACGCUGUGCUAUUUGCUGGGUGUUCAAAUACACCAGCUCCAGCGGCCUGACGGACCAUAUGCUUGAUGCUCACCACUCUUCAACUUACGUAUGCUACAAGCCAGAUUGCGACAGAGUAGGCAUGAACGGAUUUGAGAACAAAAAGGAUCUCAAUUCCCAUCUCAAGAAUGACCAUAUCUCUGAAUUUCAGUGCCAACACCCAGGGUGUGAUCGCAUUGGUAGCAAUGGCUGGCGCCGCAGAAGGGAUAUGGUGAGGCACAUUGAGAAAGUACAUGGUUCCGGCGUUGGUCUUUAGAGGUUGGGAACGAUUUUGUACUCUGGGCGUACGAGGCUGAUACUCUGUCGUUUCUUUAUUUCUGUCUGUUGCGAUUGUGUUCGCUAUUUAUUUAUUUAUUUAUUUAUUACUAUUUAACGUCAGGCGGAAUCUAACUCGCGUGGGCUAGGUCCUAAAAGUCCCAUUGUUGGGCAAAUGACGCUAGGGGGGUGCCCUAGGCUACAGGGGGUGUAAAUGAAAGUGCGCU